Molecule: messenger RNA, 2571 nt
Organism: Cuscuta campestris
Lineage: Eukaryota; Viridiplantae; Streptophyta; Magnoliopsida; Solanales; Convolvulaceae
Source: the annotation of a GenBank genome assembly
AACCGAUGGAGUCUAUCCCGCCAAGGGCGCGAUCCCCUUUUCCCGGCUCCGUAACGGCCAAUCAGCUCCGUCUCCUUCUCCGGAUUGACUCUGCCAGCUGCGCUUGGCCUGAGGUUAACUAGGCCCAGCUCCUUGGGCCGGCCCAGCUUGAGUAUUUCACAGGUGUUUGACCCGAAGCUGUUUAAAUGGUUCAUUUGGGCCGUCCUCUGGAUAUCAGCCCAUCAUAAGCCCCCCAACUCCUCAGUCCUCUGCUGGGCCAAACGGAGGAGUGGGGAGUUUGCAAAGUCCACGUGGACGCUCCAGCGGGGAUCCGGGCCGUUCCUUGGGUUCCGCACGACACUUGGGCACGAUCUCCACAAAUAAGUAAUCAUGGCCUGCCGAUUCGCCUUCCUGUUGUCAGUUAAAAACCGCCGCUGGACGCCAUCUCUUUCUUUCGCCUUCUUCACUACCAUUCGUCUGCAACUCCGCUGCUCACCCGACUCGUUCUUCUUCCUGUCCAAGUCAGUUCCUUCUCUCGCCGCCAUGAUUGUCUCAGAUUCCGAUUCGGCUACCCCAUCGUCCAAUUCUCGCCAAGCCGGUCAAUCGGCCUCUGACCGUAACCCCGGCCACACUCCAUCACCCCGGCCGUCGCCGUCGGCCGUGCCUGGCCACAAACGGCGUCGAUUGAGGAAGCAAUACCCUUCCUCAACUCCGGUAGAUGAGGGCUCAAGGGUUGAAUUGGACGAAAACAUCAUGGCGUUGUGCCAUUGUCAAAUUACUGACCGGGGGUUCGCCGAUGCCACUGACAUGGUUGGACCCUCCAUCGAGGUCAUGAGACCUACCAGUACUCAAACUGCUCUAGACGCACCGUCGGGGUUCUUCACGGUCCAUCUGGCGUCUUUGAAGAAGGGGCUGCGCUUCCCACUCCACCCGUUGUUGAUCGAAUUCCUCAACGUGGUGGACCUUCUCCCGUGCCAACUGGUCCCCAACUCUCACCGGUACAUCGCCGGUUACCUGGUCCGGUGCAAAGAUGUAGGGGUGAAGCCGACCUUGGACCAUUUCAUAUUCACCUUCAAACUGACCAAGGGCCAUAAAGAUUGGGCGUCCUAUGCCAGUCUUUCCCAGAGGUCCAGUAAACUCUUUGCUAGUGAUAAGAAGGGGUCAACCAAAGACUGGAAGCCUUUCUUUGUCUUCGUUUCGACGGGGCCCGAAUCUCCUUUCACGGAGCCGGCCGUAAUUGUGGUGGAGGACCAAGAAGAUGCUACCCAGGAACCGGGUACCAUGGCUGGCCAAUCCCCUCCACACCCCGUGAUGCAGGGUGGCGACCUCGUUGGGUCGUCUCAGGGCAUUGCCUUGGAGCGACCUCCCUCACCACCCGCAGUGACCUACGAGGUGGCGACCGGGGGUCGCUCGACGAGGCUCUGCAUCCCUCCCCUGCCCCAAAGCCUAGGGGACGUACAGCUGGAGACUCUGAUCACUCUGGCUGCAGAAGACCAGGCUCGUAUCUCAGCAGGCUCCAAGGACGACCUUGACAACAUGGUCCUUUUGAGGCUUAGUCAGGCUACGCUGGGGAUGAUUGAGGUGGUCGGCCGGAAACGGGGUCGCCAGGCCGCCGCGGACGAGGCGAUGAAAGCAGUCGAGGCCAAGCAGAAGGAGCUGCAGGAGGAGGUCGCUCGACUCACAAGGGAGUUGGAGGAGAAAGAAAAUCGCUGCGCGGCGCUUGCUGUGGAGAAAGCUUCCCAGGAGAACCGCUGCGUCGCCCUUGAGGCAGACAAGGCCUCCUUGUCCUUGGAGGUAGAAUCUGUUUCUGCUCGAGUGGUCGAGCUGGAAGGGGAGAAAUCUGAUCUGAUCCAGCAGUUGGAGGUGGAUAGGAGCGAUCGGGUCCGCCAUGCAGAGGAAGCGGUAGAAUCCUUCAAGUCCUCUCCCGACUUCACGGUGGUCGCGAUGGAGCGGAUGGAAGAGCUAACAGCCGCUUGGCUCAAAACUGAACUUGGGGCUCAAUGGAUGGUCAAGGAGGGGACCAAGUCCUUCAACUGCGGACUCUUCCACGCCCAACAGUUGCCUCGCCGGCAGUGGCCGUUGGUGAAACCGCCGCCACCACCUCCAAACCCUUAUGAAGACUUUAGUGAGGCGUACGAGGCCCUCUCCGCCAACCGCCUGCCUGACGGGCGGAUUGACUGGGAUGCUCCAUGCCCCCUCCUGGAGCAUGAGUGCCUGGGAGAGCUUUCAAGAUGAGCACUUACCCCUCCUGGAGCAUGAGUGCGCAUACUACGCAAGUUUUGAGCGAUGGACUAGCGAAAGUCGCACCAGUUCGCCGGUGAGGCCUACGGAGGAGGUUGUGUUAGAGGAAGAACUGGGUUCUUCCCUACCUCGCCCCGCUUGCCAUUCACUUUCCCAGAAGACCCCUAGGCGACCUGAAGUAGCCCGGGCGGCUUCAGGAACUCCAUCCUCGCCUAGGUGAUGCUGGUUGGGGUUCACAGAGAAGUGAGCCGUCCCCCGCCCUUCCUUGGUAGGAGAAGGGCGGUGGGUUUUUGCCGAGGCUGGCGGCGACCACUCUCGUUCCAUGUUGGGGAAGAAAGGUGGUCGUCCUGG